ACCCUAAAUUCCAAGUUUUUGCUUGGACAUCUCGAAGCUUCUGUUACGCCCAAUAAGUACAAAGAUCCGUGGAACCAAUCAUCAAAACCUGAAUGCAGAUCCCAACCCACGCGCCUCUUGCAAUCACAGCACCACGGUCAGACUGAAACCCUCCACCACAUAUUUCUACUCCAUGAUGAUGGGUCCGUUACUUCCACUCGCUAAACUCGACAACACCAAAAUUCCGCCCAAACAUUUUUUGAAACGGCCUCAACUUUUUUUUUUUCCUUAAAAUAAAACUCAAUCAAAAAGAAAACUAAAUUUGUUAACAGGAGUGAGUGAUCGAAAGCAUUGGGGUCUUCACCACCGCUUCCUUUCUUUAUUUUCCUUUCUCUCCAGAAAACUAAAAAUAAAAGUUUGGGAAUCAAGGGUUAAGAAUAAUAAUAGAAUGAUGGAGUCUUCAGUGGGUUCGAACUCGCAUGGGAACCUGGACGAACAGAUUUCUCAGCUGAUGCAGUGCAAGCCCUUAUCGGAGCAAGAGGUCAGGGUGUUAUGUGACAAGGCUAAGGAGAUACUGAUGGAGGAAAGCAAUGUUCAGCCUGUCAAGAGCCCUGUUACAAUAUGCGGUGAUAUUCAUGGACAAUUUCAUGAUCUUGCAGAACUUUUUCGAAUUGGAGGGAAGUGUCCAGAUACAAAUUACUUGUUCAUGGGAGAUUAUGUUGAUCGUGGUUACUAUUCAGUUGAAACUGUAACACUUUUGGUAGCCCUGAAAGUGCGUUACCCCCAACGGAUAACAAUUCUGAGGGGAAAUCAUGAGAGUCGUCAGAUUACUCAAGUGUAUGGCUUUUAUGAUGAAUGCUUAAGGAAGUAUGGCAAUGCCAACGUUUGGAAGAUCUUUACUGAUCUGUUUGACUAUUUUCCACUAACAGCAUUGGUUGAAUCUGAAAUUUUCUGUCUCCAUGGUGGGUUGUCUCCAUCCAUUGAAACGCUGGAUAAUAUACGCAAUUUUGACCGUGUUCAAGAAGUCCCUCAUGAGGGUCCCAUGUGUGAUCUAUUGUGGUCUGAUCCAGAUGAUCGUUGCGGUUGGGGUAUUUCUCCAAGGGGUGCUGGAUAUACCUUUGGCCAAGACAUAUCUGAGCAAUUUAACCAUAUGAACAAUUUGAAGCUGAUUGCUAGGGCUCAUCAGCUGGUCAUGGAAGGGUACAAUUGGGGUCAUGAACAAAAGGUUGUUACUAUAUUUAGUGCACCUAAUUAUUGCUAUCGAUGUGGGAACAUGGCUUCCAUCCUGGAAGUUGAUGACUGCAAGGGUCAUACAUUCAUUCAGGUGAGCUGUUCUCUCUCACACACGCACCCGCUCUGCUUGCUUAAUAUUUUCAUUGUAAAUGAUGGUAUAUUUCCUUGCACGUCCAUAUAUAAACAUUUAAGAACUAUUCUGUUCUUGCAGUUUGAGCCUGCUCCCAGGAGAGGAGAGCCGGAUGUAACCCGGAGGACACCUGAUUACUUUCUAUAAAGCAAACUGGCAUUGAGUUGAUGAGUCUCUGGUGGCCAGUGCCCGUCAAUGGGUUUGAGCCGAGGGCUUUCGUCAAAUUUAAGAUAAGAUUUGUAAUUCGCAGUGGUGGUGGUUGGGUGGCAGCAAGCAUUUAUAUGGCUUAUGAGGCAUCCUUGGUCAGGGUUGUUUCCUUGAAUUACGCAUGAGUUUCCACAAAGAGGAGGCAGAAGAUCUGGCAACAUUGUAGGGGCAUAUGUACCAUUUCCAGCAGACAGUGUGACACUUAUUUAUUUCCCUUGAUUUUAAUUUUUGUUUCCUUUUAUCCGUAGAAUAAUGGCUGUUUGAGGGUUAGGGAUCUGUAGAGGGAUGCUGAGCACAAAUUUCUUAUAAUGGGUGCUUUUGUUUUUUCUUUAAUUUUUUUUUCCUCAGUCCCAAUCAAAUAGGUGCCUUUGUUUGUCGAUCGAACGGUAUCAUGAUUCUUUUUCCUGUCGAAUGGAAGUUUAUAGGGCUUAGUUUUUGGUCAAGUCUUAAAGCUUGAGAAACUUGAAUGACUAUGAUAAAAUUAACAAUUAUAUAAAAAGUACAAAAAAUAGUUCCAUUAUCUUUAAAUUUUAAGUCAAAUAUUAUUCUGAUCUUUAUACUAUCAGAAAUUCAUUUGUUGGUAUCGUUUUUAUGAAGUCACGACAUUUUGG
Molecule: messenger RNA, 2160 nt
Organism: Durio zibethinus
Lineage: Eukaryota; Viridiplantae; Streptophyta; Magnoliopsida; Malvales; Malvaceae
Product: serine/threonine-protein phosphatase PP2A-2 catalytic subunit
Molecular function (GO): protein serine/threonine phosphatase activity
Source: RefSeq, a predicted model, not a curated record